Molecule: messenger RNA, 1254 nt
Organism: Seriola dumerili (greater amberjack)
Lineage: Eukaryota; Metazoa; Chordata; Actinopteri; Carangiformes; Carangidae
Product: phospholipid scramblase family member 5-like
Exons: 7
Coding region: 334-1242 (302 amino acids)
Biological process (GO): plasma membrane phospholipid scrambling
Cellular component (GO): plasma membrane
Molecular function (GO): phospholipid scramblase activity
Source: RefSeq, a predicted model, not a curated record
GAUAUACUUUCAGUGGAAGUUUUGAUCCGUAUUUUUUUGUCAAUCCACAAUUUCCAAGGUAAACAAUGAACCUUUAAGUCCAGCAGUGUAGUUUUACAUCUUCAGGCACCUAAAAAUUAUUCAAAUGAAACAGUCUCAGAGAGGAAAAUCCCCCUUCGACUGAACUGAUCGCAACUCGUAACGCUUUAUGUUUAAGGGUCACACACAAAAAAAGUUUGGGAACCAACUGAUUCAGUCCAACAGUUCCCAAAAAACAAGAUUAGAUGUUGAAAAUUCCGUAAUUGAAGGUUCUUAUGAAAUUGCUUCAUCCGCCUAUAUUUUCAGUUUUUCACCAUGUCAGCAGUGACCAACCAGCCUCUUCCAUUUGGUCGUCUGGAACGAGAAAAGCACAUCCAGAUGAUCUUAAGAGCUUUCCAGAACCGCUGUGAGCCUUCAUGUGAGUGCCAGACUCACUCACCUGGACCCAAACCUCAGCCAACGCCUCCUGGCUGGGGAUCUGAUAAGCAGUUUUCAAGUCAGGAGAAUAUGGAGAACGGCUUCAUGCAGCCACGGGAGAAAGUGAGCAGGCCAGGGACGGAGGGGCAGAACUUCGGAGGUGCACCGAGAUCAGACUUUAUUUCCAUGCUGGAAACAGUCAGUGAGAUUCAUAUUGAUGCUCGGCCAGAGUUGCAAGGUCCACAGUGUGUUCCCAGGAGGAUCUACAGCAUCACCACAGGAGGCAGCAGGUCGCAGUUAUUUGUGGCUGUGGAAGAGAGCUCAUGUGUGUGUCUCCAGUGUUGUGGUCCAGCUCGGGCCUGUUCUUUCAAGGGCUUCGACUGUCAGGGCCACCAGGUCUUUUAUUUUGAAAGGCCCCUUAGGGUGGACGCCUGCUGCCUCAGCUGCUGCCUGAUGGAGAUGAGAGUCUACACACCUCAAAAACAUCUCAUUGGCACUGUAUGCCAGAGGUGGAGCAUGUUCACCCCUCUUCUGGAAGUAUGUGAUUCAGAAGGAGCAAACACCAUCAGAAUCCAGGGCUCCUGCUGUCCGUGCCGCUGUUUCUCCAACCAGCAAUUUCAGAUUGUCUCAAACAUUGGUGAGAAAAUUGGCACAAUAUGGAAGAAAUGGCCUGGCUUCAGUGACGAACAUAACAUGGAUCAUGAGUAUUUUGGGUUGGAGGUGCCACUGAGUGUGGAUUCACACAUUAAGCUGCUGCUGCUGGCAGCCACCUUCUUGUUGAAUCACAUGUUCUUUGAGAUGAGCUGAUCAGUGAAAAAC